UUCAAUUUGUUCAUUCACUGACUCAAAUGAUGCUUUUUAGAGGAACUAGUGUGUGCCAGUAUAGGCUGUACUCAUUUAAAAAAUAAAACUCUUUACAUGCUCACUGGCACAUAGAAGAUGCUCAAAUAUUUCUACGCCAUCAAUACACCACUAGAUUUUAUUCAUCUACCGAUUUUAUUUAUCCACAUGGUAUUUGUGUAGGCUAUCAUCACCUAGAUUAUCCAUUGUGCAGUCUCAAAUAGCAACGUUUCACGUUUCUCUCUCCACGCAUAUUCAAAGAAUGUACACACUUUUUCUGCCAAGAAUUUCCUGAAGGAAAAGUGCGGUCUAAACAAAUAGCAAAUAGAGAAACAAGAUAAAUUCUUGAUUAGUUAUAAUAUUUACAGGGAAGUCGCUGUGGGACCCUUGAAGACUUGAUCCUCCUUGACAGUGAGUGUUUUACAUAAAUCUGUUUUCCAGCGAUUCCACCGCCCCUUCCAAGGGAAGGCAGUUAAGUAAAAAAUCUCAUUCACCCACCCUCCAUUUACUCGAGUAAUGAAUUAUUGUCAUGAUAAUCCUAAUCUGUCUCUGCUCAGCAACUGCCUCUCCAGGCAACAUUUACCCUUCUAUCCAGUUGCGACCGCGGCGGUUUCCAUGGCGACAACUUUGUUUCUACGCGGCGACCGCCCAGCUCGGCAGGAGCCUGUGGGGUUCCGGACGUUUCACCCAUCGUUUUCUUUUUUCCUUUCAUCAUUGGAGAAAUUCUCUGAACGUUUCCCUCUUACCCGAACAGCCGGAAGAAGUGAAAGCAAUCAGACAGUACAGAGUAUUUUAAUCUUUAGGGGACCGAGAUGUCAGAUCCAAACAAAGCUGCCAUUGCAGCAGAAAAAGAGGCUCUGAACUUGAAGUUACCUCCCAUCGUUCGUCCCUCUGAAGACAUAGGUGUUGACACCCCAGCACAAAGUAAGUUGCUGAGUUACAGGAGAUCCAGGGAGCAGCAGAAGACAAUUAAUCAGUUAGUAAUUGAAGGAGCCAAAAGGAAUUUAGACAGAACACUGGGUAAAAGAACAUCUUCAUCACCAGAGCCAGAUUAUCCUCCAACUAUGACCAGUGAAAUUAAAAAGAAAGGAUUCAACUAUAUUUAUUUGAAGCAAUGUGUAGAGAGUAGUCCGAUAGUACCUAUUCAGCAGGAAUGGCUGGAUCACAUGUUAAUGCUGGUACCUGAGUCUUUGAAGGAAGGAAAAGAACAGGAAGAACUUGUGCAAAGUCUCAUAAACGAGGUGUCAAGUGAUUUUGAAAAAAGCAUGAAGAGAUAUUUGGUGAGGAGUGUUCUCGUGAAACCUGAUAUUAAUUGGCUUGAAGAUGAAGGUGGCCCUUUACCUGAAUCCCCUGUAGGCCUGGAUUAUUCUAAGCCUUGGCAUUCUAACUAUCUGCAGACAAGAAACCAAAUAUUAGCUAAUUUGCACAUUGUUCAUCCAACCAUGAAAAUGUUACUGGACCUUGGUUAUACAACAUUUGCCAAUACAGUUUUGCUAGACUUAACUGGAAUUAGAGGUAAAGGCCCAAUUGAUUGUGAAUCACUAAGAAAUGAUUUAUCAAUACAAGCUAGAAAGGCAGAAGAGAAGAUAAUGAACACUUGGUACCCAAAGGUUAUAAAUCUCUUCACCAAGAAGGAGGCACUAGAAGGCAUUAAACCCGAGAAACUCGAUGCAUUUUAUAACUGCGUUUCCACACUUAUGUCAAAUCAGCUAAAAGAUCUCUUAAAGAGAACUGUAGAAGGAUUUGUAAAACUCUUUGACUCAGAAGAUCAACGAGGGCUGCCCAUAUUUAAGAUGGAAUUGACCUUUGAUGAUGAUAAAAUGGAAUUUUAUCCUACUUUUCAAGAUUUGGAAGAUGUUGUCUUUGGUUUGGUUGAGCGAAUAGCUGAAGCUCUGCAGAAUGUCCAAACAGUACCCUCUUGGCUAUCAGGAACUUCAACACCUGUGAAUCUUGACACAGAACUUCCUGAACACGUGUUACAAUGGGCUCUUGAUACGCUGAAGGUGGCAGUACAUCGUAACUUAGAAGGCGCAAGAAAACAUUAUGAGACAUACGUUGAAAAGUACAGUUGGCUCAUUGAUGGGACUGCUGUUAAGCUGAUGGAGACUUUUCAGGCAGAGGAUCAUACUUUUGAUGAAUACACAGAGCUUAUAGGAAAAAUUUUCAAUUUUGCUUCAGAAAUAAUGCUUUUGCCUCAGUGGGUUCAUUUCCCUAUGGUGCGUUUGGAUUGUGAGGAUUUGAAGACAGGCCUAACAAACAAAGCAAGAGCCUUUGCAAACAUUUUGCUAAAUGAUAUAGCUUCAAAACAUAGGAAAGAAAAUGAAAGUAUUUGCAGUGAAUUUGAAGCAGUUAAAGAGCAUGCAUUAAAAGUUCCUGAGACAACAGAGGAAAUGAUGGAGCUUAUAUCUUAUGUAGAAAAAGCCCGAACUGUAGGAAUUCAGGAGUUGGUUUCACGGAUCAAGGAGUCCAAACGCCGGAUGAGUUACUUUUUAGAUGUAUUUCUAUUUCCUCCAGAAGACUUAGCUUUAAAUUCAGCUGUUCUUAUGUGGCCUUGGAAAAUUAAUCCCAUCUUUGAUGAAAAUGAUGAGCUUAUUGAGAAUGCUAAACAUAGAAAAGAAAAUGAACUAAUAGCAAAGAGAGAGAAAUUGAUUUUGGAAAUAGAAAAGGAAUCACGGCGCAUGGAAGAGUUUGCGGAAUUUGCAGAAUUGGACCGCAUGCAACAGUAUGUGACAGAUGUAAGACAACUACAAAAACGUAUUCAGGAAUCUGAAGAAGCAGUUCAGUUUAUUAAUAAAGAAGAGGAACUUUUCAAAUGGGAACUGACAAAAUAUCCUGAACUGGAUAAAUUAAAAGUUAACAUUGAGCCCUAUCAGAAGUUUUUUAAUUUAGCUUUGAAGUGGCAACGAACAGAAAAACGGUGGAUGGAUGGAGGGUUUUUGGACCUUAAUGGGGAAGCCAUGGAAACUGAUGUAGAGGAAUUUUCCCGGGAAAUUUUUAAGACUCUGAAAUUUUUCCAAACAAAGCAAAAGAAGGAAUUACAGGAAAAAAGAAAAGCAGCAAAAAGACGAUCUCUGGAAGAAGAGAAACUUGAAGAAGAACCAAAAGAGAAUCCGACCAUUGCUAUGUGCACUACGGUAAUGGAGCAGAUAAAAGUUUUUAAGGAUUACAUCCCUACAGUCUCUAUCCUUUGCAAUCCAGGAAUGAGAGCACGUCAUUGGAAGCAGUUAUCAGAAAUUGUAGGCUAUGACUUAACUCCAGACUCUGGAACUACACUGAAGAAAGUUUUAAAAUUAAACCUUGCACCAUACUUGGACAAAUUUGAAGUGAUAAGUGCAGGUGCAAGCAAGGAAUUUUCAUUAGAGAAAGCCAUGCAUACAAUGAUGGGAACUUGGGAUGAUAUUACUUUUCAUAUAAGUUUAUAUCGUGAUACUGGAGUCUGUAUUCUUUCUUCAGUAGAUGAGAUUCAGGCUCUCCUUGAUGAUCAAAUUAUAAAAACUCAGACAAUGAGAGGCUCACCGUUCAUCAAACCAUUUGAAAAGGAGAUCAAGGCCUGGGAGGACCGUUUGAUUCGAAUACAAGAAACAAUUGAUGAAUGGUUAAAGGUACAAGCUCACUGGCUAUACUUGGAGCCCAUUUUUUGCUCUGAGGAUAUCAUGCAACAGAUGCCAGAAGAAGGGCGUCAGUUUCAGACAGUAGACAGACACUGGAGGGAUAUCAUGAAGUUUUGUGCGAAAGAUCCAAAGGUUCUUGCUGCUACUUCUUUAACAGGUUUACUGGAAAAACUGCAGAACUGCAAUGAACUUUUGGAGAAAAUUAUGAAAGGCCUUAACGCAUAUCUUGAAAAAAAAAGACUUUUCUUCCCUCGUUUUUUCUUCUUAUCUAAUGAUGAAAUGCUAGAGAUUCUGUCAGAGACCAAAGAUCCACUUAGAGUUCAGCCUCACUUGAAAAAAUGCUUUGAAGGCAUCGCCAAAUUGGAGUUCCUUCCCAAUUUGGAUAUUAAGGCCAUGUAUAGCUCUGAAGGUGAGCGAGUGGAGCUGAUUGCACUAAUUUCCACGUCUGCAGCUCGAGGUGCCGUGGAAAAGUGGCUCAUUCAAGUAGAAGAUUUGAUGCUUCGAAGUAUUCAUGAUGUGAUUGCUGCAGCCAGGCUGAAAUACACUUUAAUCAUUCAGGCUUAUCCAGAAUCUGCAAGAAGAGACUGGGUUCGAGAGUGGCCUGGCCAAGUGGUACUUUGUGUUUCUCAAAUGUUCUGGACCUCUGAGACACAGGAAGUUAUAAGUGGUGGAACGGAGGGAUUAAAGAAGUACUAUAAGGAACUUCAGAAUCAACUAAAUGAUAUUGUGGAGCUGGUAAGAGGAAAACUAUCAAAGCAGACCAGGAUUACUCUGGGGGCUUUGGUUACUAUCGAUGUCCAUGCUAGAGAUGUGGUCAUGGACAUGAUUGAUAUGGGCGUCUCAAAUGAUACAGAUUUCCAGUGGCUUGCUCAGCUUCGGUAUUAUUGGGAAUAUGACAACGCUCGAGUUCGUAUCAUUAAUUGCAAUGUAAAAUAUGCUUAUGAAUAUCUUGGUAACUCACCUCGACUUGUCAUUACUCCUCUAACUGACAGAUGUUACAGAACAUUGAUAGGUGCCUUCUAUUUAAACCUUGGAGGUGCUCCAGAAGGGCCAGCAGGUACGGGGAAAACGGAAACCACCAAAGACUUGGCUAAAGCUCUUGCCGUACAGUGUGUGGUGUUCAACUGCUCAGACGGGCUCGAUUACCUAGCAAUGGGAAAGUUUUUUAAAGGAUUGGCUUCUUCUGGUGCUUGGGCUUGCUUCGAUGAAUUUAAUCGAAUUGAGUUGGAAGUGCUGUCAGUGGUAGCUCAACAGAUCCUUUGCAUUCAGAGAGCCAUUCAGCAGAAGCUGGAAGUGUUCACUUUUGAAGGGACAGAACUUAAGCUCAAUCCAAACUGUUUUGUAGCUAUUACCAUGAAUCCCGGCUAUGCAGGACGUUCUGAAUUACCAGAUAAUCUUAAGGUUCUUUUCAGAACAGUGGCUAUGAUGGUUCCAAACUAUGCCCUCAUAGCAGAAAUCUCCCUCUACUCCUAUGGAUUUCUGAAUGCAAAACCUCUGUCUGUGAAGAUAGUAAUGACCUAUAGGCUCUGCUCAGAGCAGCUCUCAUCACAGUUUCAUUAUGACUAUGGAAUGCGAGCAGUAAAAGCAGUUUUAAUAGCCGCUGGAAACCUAAAACUAAAAUUUCCAAAUGAAAAUGAAGAUAUACUUCUUCUUCGAUCAAUUAAAGAUGUAAAUGAACCAAAGUUUUUGUCACAUGAUAUACCCUUAUUUAAUGGAAUAACUAGUGACUUAUUUCCUGGUGUUAAACUUCCUGAAGCUGACUAUAAUGAAUUUUUAGAAUGUGCUCAUGAAGCCUGCAAAGUACAUAAUCUUCAGCCUGUUAAAUUUUUUCUUGAAAAAAUGAUUCAGACAUAUGAGAUGAUGAUCGUUAGACACGGUUUUAUGUUAGUAGGAGAGCCUUUUGCUGCUAAAACAAAAGUUCUGCAUAUGCUGGCUGAUACUCUAACUCUUAUGAAUGAACGUGGCUAUGGAGAGGAAGAAAAAGUCAUUUAUAGGACUGUAAACCCCAAAUCCAUUACUAUGGGCCAACUUUUUGGACAAUUUGACCCAGUGUCCCACGAGUGGACUGAUGGCAUUGUGGCUAACACUUUUAGAGAAUUUGCCUUAUCAGAAACACCUGACCGGAAAUGGGUUGUAUUUGAUGGUCCCAUUGACACUUUGUGGAUAGAGAGCAUGAACACUGUACUGGAUGAUAAUAAAAAGCUUUGCCUUAUGAGUGGAGAAAUCAUUCAGAUGUCCCCUCAAAUGAGCCUCAUCUUUGAAGCAAUGGACCUUUCCCAGGCCUCACCAGCCACUGUAAGCCGCUGUGGCAUGAUUUAUUUGGAGCCCUCACAGUUGGGGUGGAAACCACUUGUGUCUUCAUGGCUGAAUUCACUGAAAGGACCUCUGCAGGAACCAGAUCACCAAGCUCUUCUGAGAGGACUUUUUGACUGGUUAAUAGAGCCCACUUUAAAUCUCCGUAAGAAAAAAUGCAAGGAACUGAUUCCAACAAGCGAUAGCAAUGUGGUUGUCUCUCUCACACGCCUCUUUGAAGUACUGCUCUGUAACGUGGUGGAAAACGAUCCUACCAGCAAGCACAUUCGUAUUUGGAUUAUGGCUUGCUUUAUAUUUUCUUUGAUAUGGUCCAUUGGAGGAAGCUGUGAUACAGAUGGUCGCAUCAUUUUUGAUGUUUACAUACGAAUAGCCAUAAUGGGAAAAGAUGAAAACAACCCAAUACCUGAAUCUGUGGGUAAAUGGGAAUGCAACUUUGAUGAAAAAGGCCUAGUCUAUGACUACAUGUAUGAGUUGAAAAACCGAGGUCGCUGGAUCCACUGGAAUGAACUAAUUAAAAGUAUUAGUUUAGGAAAUAAACGUGUCAAGAUUCAAGAUAUCAUAGUCCCUACCAUGGAUACAAUUAGAUAUACAUUUCUAAUGGAUUUGAGUAUUACCUAUGCAAAGCCACUACUUUUUGUGGGUCCAACGGGUACAGGAAAAUCUGUGUAUGUGAAGGAUAAGCUGAUGAAUCACUUGGAAAAAGACCUGUACUUUCCUUUUUAUGUUAAUUUCUCUGCGCGGACCAGUGCCAACCAGGUUCAGAACAUUAUUAUGGCUAGACUGGAUAAAAGGCGCAAAGGAGUUUUUGGACCACCUAUGGGAAAGAAGUGUAUAAUUUUUAUAGAUGACAUGAAUAUGCCUGCAUUGGAGAAAUAUGGAGCCCAACCUCCUAUUGAAUUAUUACGACAAUUUUUUGACUGUGGGAAUUGGUAUGACCUGAAGGACACAAGUAAAAUCGUAUUGGUUGACAUACAGCUGAUUGCUGCCAUGGGUCCUCCAGGUGGUGGAAGAAAUCCAGUCACUCCCCGUUUUAUCCGGCAUUUCAACAUCUGCACCAUUAAUACUUUCAGUGAUGAAACUAUGGUCCGAAUCUUCUCAUCAAUUGUAGCGUUCUACUUGAGGACUCGUGACUUUCCUCCUGAGUACUUUUUAGUUGGGAACCAGAUUGUCAGCGGGACUAUGGAGAUAUAUAAACAAUCCAUGGAAAAUCUUUUGCCCACUCCCACAAAAUCUCAUUACACUUUCAACUUGCGGGACUUUUCACGCGUCAUCCAGGGCUGUUUGCUCAUUGAGAGAGAUGCUGUGGAAGGCAAGCACACCAUGAUCCGUCUGUUUGUGCACGAGGUUCUCCGAGUGUUUUAUGAUCGCCUCGUUAAUGACGGCGACCGAUUCUGGCUGUUCACUUUGACCAAAAAUGUUGUGAAGGACCAUUUUAAAGAAUCGUUUGAUAGUAUCUUUUCACAUUUGAGGAAAGGGAAUACAGCAAUAACUGAAGAGGAGCUAAGAAAUCUCAUGUUUGGUGACUAUUUGAAUCCUGACCUUGAAGGAGAUGACAGAGUUUAUAUUGAAAUUCCAAAUAUUCAUCAUUUUAGUGACGUUGUGGACCAGUGUUUAGAUGAGUAUAAUCAAACUCACAAAACAAGAAUGAAUCUUGUCAUUUUUAGGUAUGUAUUGGAACAUUUAUCACGAAUAUGUCGGAUUCUGAAGCAGUCUGGUGGAAAUGCUUUGCUUGUCGGACUUGGAGGAAGUGGUCGUCAAUCUUUAACUCGUCUGGCUACAUCCAUGGCAAAAAUGCAGAUUUUCCAACCAGAAAUUUCAAAGAGUUAUGGUAUGAAUGAGUGGAGAGAGGACCUGAAGGCCCUUUUAAGGAAUGUGGGCAUGAAGGGCCAGAAGACAGUCUUUCUAAUCACGGACACUCAGAUUAAAGAGGAAGCUUUUCUAGAGGACAUCGACAGUGUGCUCAACACUGGAGAAGUACCUAAUAUUUUUGCAGCAGAUGAAAAACAAGAAGUGAUGGAG
This is a messenger RNA of Odocoileus virginianus texanus, 7961 nucleotides long. Lineage: Eukaryota; Metazoa; Chordata; Mammalia; Artiodactyla; Cervidae. The record is from RefSeq and is a predicted model, not a curated record.